GAGUUCAUAAAGGAGAGACGUUUGGUUGUAUCCAUCACGGUGCGAACUUGUCCAGGUCAACCGCCAUCCCUCUUGUCCUUGUGUUGGCUCGCGUGUUUCCCCUCCGUCCUUCAUAAGCCUCGGGUCUGCUAUCCUGUGUUUCCCCCUUCCAGGAUUCAUACGCCUUUUCAGUAACGACCUCCUUUCUUCGGUUUCACCAUGAGCGUACUUGUCGCAGCAAAGUUUCCCAGUAUCACUGCUACCCUCGUCUCUUGCGCCGUCUCAGCUUUUUUUCUACUCCUCAUUCGACUUGUUUUGUCAGUCGCACGGGCCCCAUACUUCGCAAAAGUCUAUCCCAGUACCGACAGUCUUGAGAAGAUUAGCAUAGCUGCUUCUUUGUCUUUUUUCACUUCUGGUUGGUAUCACAACCUCCACUGGGAUGCUCUUCCCCCUUUUUUACCAUUUUCUAUGGGUCAAAAAUCAGCUUUCCAAGUGGGCACGGGCAUGAGUGCCCAUAUGUCACCGAAGGCAUCGGAGGCAAUGGCCGUCAGCUGGCGGUCACGGCGACCUAGACCAAACUUCCAGCCUCCUCUUGCCGCCCUCUAUGAAAACCCUGUACCUCUUUCGAUGGCCAAAAUAAUCAUGUCGCGACACACGUUCCGUCGACCAAAUCCUAACCGUGCUCGGCAGACAGCACCUUCGCUGAACCGUCCACCAACGCAACCGACGUCUCGCCUAUUUCACUCAAUAGCAUAAUAUGGAAUCCAUUAUUUCCGUGCUUCAAACGCAUUCGAUGUCCUCGCGCAUCGCGCACUACACACGACGGAAAUAAAAUAUACCUUUCACGCAGUUACAAGUUACGGACAAUCACUAAUACGGACAGAUUACGAUCUUUCUCAGGACUCGUUUUUCCAUGAACCUCAUGAUACUGUCAAGGAAAAUUUCCGGUUUUAUUUAUGACCAGGACAGAUAGAGUAUCGUCAUACUAUCAUGUGGUGGCUGGAGCGGUUGAGCGGGAUGAUUUUUGGAGGAGUGUAGUGGACUUAAUGCCAAGUUUUUCGUGUACAUGGACUAACCUUCUUCUUUUUCGAUUUACUCUUGCUUUAUUUUCUUUUUAUUCGCUUCUAGUUAUCUAUCUACUUUGCGUUGUUAGCACGAUAUCCUACUAGAUACUCUGAUUGUCGUACAGUAAUGAAAUGAUAAGCAAUUCAAAAUCUCUUGUCUACCAAA
This is a messenger RNA of Serpula lacrymans var. lacrymans S7.9, 1209 nucleotides long. RefSeq lists its product as uncharacterized. Lineage: Eukaryota; Fungi; Basidiomycota; Agaricomycetes; Boletales; Serpulaceae. The coding region runs from base 199 to 735 and encodes 178 amino acids. The record is from RefSeq and is a predicted model, not a curated record. The transcript is spliced from 3 exons.